Molecule: messenger RNA, 1797 nt
Organism: Penicillium hordei
Lineage: Eukaryota; Fungi; Ascomycota; Eurotiomycetes; Eurotiales; Aspergillaceae
Product: cytochrome P450
Exons: 5
Coding region: 1-1797 (598 amino acids)
Biological process (GO): response to oxidative stress
Molecular function (GO): monooxygenase activity; heme binding; iron ion binding
Source: RefSeq, a predicted model, not a curated record
AUGAAGGCCAUCGACGUGCUUGGAAUUAACCAAGGCCGGGCCUGGGGAGCAGCAAGCCUGAAUGAAGUACGGAAAUUUUUCAACCUCAAGCCCCACGAAACGUUCUUGGAGAUCAAUCCGGACCCCGAUGUGGCCGCUUCAUUAGAAGCACUUUAUUCGCAUCCAGACAACGUUGAGCUGUAUCCUGGGGUUUCAGUAGAGGACACCAAGCCUCCACUGGUACCGGGAUCUGGGCUUUGCAGCGGCUUGACCAUUGCCAAGGCCAUCCUUUCGGAUGCUGUUGCCUUGUAUCACAGAUUCUAUUCGGUAGACAACAGUCCGGCGAACCUCACCGCAUUUGGAUCGGCCCUGAUUGCUUCCGAUCUCGAUGUUGGUGCUGGGACGGUUAUUCACAAACUUUUCAUGCAUGCGUACCCAGGAUGGUACCGCGGUGAUUCUGUGUAUACCCUGUUCCCAUUAACUAUCCCCAGUGAAAACCGGAUGAUUGCGGAGGAUCUGGGUAAGAAGAAUGACUACACCUACGAUCCGCCCAGCUUUGCGCCUCAACCAAUACCCGUAACGACUUGGCAAGGCGUAAUUGAUAUCCUUAAUGAUCAGGUGAACUAUAAGGUCCCUUGGGGACCCCACGUUUACGAACUGAUCCAUCACGAUUGGAUGCUCAGCGGAGACAAACCAUGGAAUGCGGAGCAGAAGAGCUAUUGCCAGCGUGCCCUUUCCGGACCCUCCAAAGGGCUCGACCAGAUUCGUGACUAUUACAGAAUUGUGACUGAAAAGCUUAUCCGGGAAAAGAGCAACAAGAUGCGCGAUGUCUACCAACUUGAUGCUGUCCGUGAUGUGGGAAAUCUGUCGCACUCCAUCGUUGUCGCACGGAUCUUCAAUAUCCCAAUUAAAGAAAAUGGCGGCGUGGGCACCGUGACGGCCAGACAACUUUAUGACGCAAUGGCGGCGGUCUUUGCAUAUACUUUCCUCGAUAUCGAUCCGGCAAAAACUGAACAACACAGGGCUGUUGCCAAAAGAGCAACCACGAUUUUACAAAAGCUCAUCACACCGGCAGUUGAGGCUGUGAAAGCCGAACGGUUCCACACGCUGAAAGAGAUAAUGGGGAUUAGUGCGGACGAAUCGACACUACCCGACUAUGGAACGCACUUGGUCCAACGGUUAUUCGAGGGCGGCAAGAGCGUCGACGAGGUGAUCUGGACGAUUGUUCCAACGGCAUCUGCCGCAAGUCCAGUUCAAGGCCAAGCGUUCGCGCGCCUCCUGGACUUUUAUCUGUCUGAGAACAAAGGCCAUUGGGCAGAGAUUCAAAGGAUUGCCUACCAGGAUACCCCGGAGGCAUUCGAGAAGCUGCGUAAGUACGCACUAGAAGGAUUGCGCCUAGCGACACCCGCAUUCGGGGUCCUUCGAGACGUGAGCAUCGAGAAAGCCACUGUCGUCGAUGGGGAGAGGCAAAUUCCAGUGAAAAGGGGCGAUACUAUUUUUGCCGACUUCGUCACCGCCAAUGUAGACCCAAAAGCCUUCCCAGACCCGCUGGAGAUCAAACUUGACCGCCCCGAUAGCUCUUACAUUCACCAAGGAUAUGGUGGACACACUUGUCUCGGUCGACCUAUCGUCAUGAUCUCUAUGGCGGUGCAAUUGGGUGCCUUUGCCAGACUGAAGAACUUACGUCGCGCUCCAGGGCCGGCCGGACAACUGAAGGCUACAACCAUCAACGGGGCAUUCCAAGUAUAUAUGAAUGAGGAUUGGUCGGAGUGGACGCCCUUCCCUACCAAUAUGAAGGUUCAAUUCGACGGAUUUUAA